AUGGAACCCCUACGGAGCGUAUCACGAAAAGACACUGAGAAGUCUGAGGCUCGUCGACAAACCAAUCGUUCCAAUGCUGCCAUUCAGCAUGUCACAGAUACAAUGAUUGCCGUAACCGAAUCUUUUCGUCAUCAUUACCAACAACAGCAUGGCGGUUACUCCCCAGCAGCUCCAGCUCCCACUUAUACGAACAUCAACCCUUAUCAGCCACGCAGUUAUGCACAAUCCAACAAUCGGUCCAAUUCUAAUUCUAACUCACACGCUCGAAGCCCAUCGAGUGUCAGUGAAGUGUCCCAGGGUCUUCUGGACAUGGACAUAGUGAGCCAAAUGACUGUCUCGGACGUGUCGCCCAUUUCACCUCCUCGAAAAAAUUGCAUACCUACCGUGCUUAUGUCAGGACGGCAUCCAAAUGCUGAAACGGACUCUCUCCUUGGCCGAGAGCUCGAGCCAGAGAUGACUGAAACUUCUGCUCACAUGCCCGAAGACUUAAUCCGACUCGCAACACCAAAUCUACCACCACGACUGGACACUCCUCACACACCAAUUCAUCGCUUAAGCGUUCCUAUAACUCUCGCCGAUCACCAAUUUGACGCACCUCCAGCUUCAAAUGCAGGUCUGCAUCCGGCAGGCUUUUCGGUCAACCGCGGCGGACUUGCCCAAUCUGCGAGAGGUUUCGAAGCUUUCAGAGCGACGACGCAGCAUCAUCAAUACAUGGUUCUCAGACCUGACAUGGGUACACGGGAGUUACCACUAGGUACAGUUACGUAUAUACGCGCAGGCUCUGAUCCAUACUGCUCUUCGUCUGCUACCCAGGGCCUGCGUAGGAAACCUCUGCACGAAGGAGCAAGACAGAUUGUGUUUAAUCACCCCUGCAACGAAGGCCUCUUUGUUGCUGUCAUCUGCAUGGCCCAGCUUUUGACAUAUGCCAGUCUUGCGCAAACAUUGACAUCGGCACGGCGAAUUGGCGAAUCAUUCUUUGAACCAGAGCGUGCGACACAUCUUGCGUGGUUCACUUCAGCAUACAUGCUGAGUUAUGCUGCGAUUAUUCUUUUGGGAAAUCGGAUCGGAAACGUAUGUGGUCAGAGAGAAGCCUUUGUCACCGGAUAUUUUUGGUUUGCGCUCUGGAGUCUCGUUGCUGGCCUGAGCAUGUACGUGGGUAGUUCCGGAGGAGCUGUCUUCUUUUGCAUCUGUCGUGCAAUGCAAGGCAUCAGUCCAGCACUCAUUAUUCCCAAUGGCUAUGGGUUACUGCUGAGAGCCUAUCCUCCCGGGCCUCGUAAGAUGGUUGCCAUGGGCUUGUUCGAUGCCUCUGCCCCUUGUGGGUUCGUCGUUGGCUCUGUCAUGACAGGGCUUUUCGCCAAAUACGUGUCCUGGCCAUGGGCCUUCUACUGCUUGACUGCAGUUUGCACGGCCCUUGGUAUAACGAGAUGCCUGCUUAUUCCCUUGUUUAAUUACUUCGAGUCUCAAGCCAGCCACCCUCUGGUACCAUUCAAGCAGAUCCACCUCACUGCUGGUAUUACACUUGGCUUUGUGACUGCCGCCUCGGCAGCGUUUGGGAUUUGGGUCUGGUAUUUUGCCCAGUUCAUCGAAGUCCUGAGAGGAUGGGGGCCUCUACUUACGAGCGCCAGUCUUGUCCCGAUACUAGUAAUCGGUGUUGUCGUUGGCUUUGCUUGCUGGCCUUUCGCAAACCGCGAUUUCACCGCCCAGCUUGCCAUGGUGAGCUCGUCAAUAGCAAUAUUGAUCAGUUCUGCUUUGAUGGCUGCAGCUCCAGCAAAACAGGAGUAUUGGGCAAAUUCGUUUGUCAGUGCUAUCUUUAUGGGUGUUGGUAUGGUCUUGAUUAUUCCCACCGCUUCAACAGUGCUUGGGCGCGAUGUUCCCGAAGGACAGCUGGGACUUGCAAGUAGCCUUACCAACAUGGCGGCAGCAUUCGCUUUCUCCGUUGGGCUUGGUAUGGCAGGAGCUGUAGAGAUGGGAAAGAAGAAUAACAAGAACCCUUUGGGAGGGUACCGCGACGCACAGUAUUUUGGCCUAGGACUUGGAGGGCUGGCCUUUAUCCUAGCACUGGGUCUACUUUGCGCGGCAGUGUUUCGGCGUCGUAGGGAUUGA
Molecule: messenger RNA, 2103 nt
Organism: Fusarium graminearum PH-1
Lineage: Eukaryota; Fungi; Ascomycota; Sordariomycetes; Hypocreales; Nectriaceae
Exons: 2
Coding region: 1-2103 (700 amino acids)
Biological process (GO): transmembrane transport
Cellular component (GO): membrane
Molecular function (GO): transmembrane transporter activity
Source: RefSeq, a predicted model, not a curated record